UAUGGCGCAACUGUGAGCCCGAAACUACAAUUCCCAGCGUCGCUCUGGGGAAAAAAAAACAGAAAUCUGUGAGAAGAACCGGAUUAAAAAUUUGAACAACCAAGAGGAGCUUGUGAAUUUAAGCAAGUAAAGUGUUCUGGAAUAUGAGAUUAAAAUAUUAUUCUUCAUUUUAAACAAAGUAAAAUCCUAACCUUUGCCGGAAGUUGCGUAGAGCCCACCUGCUUUGUAUUUGUGUUUGAUAGGGAAUUGGACGGUUUGUUCAUCUUUGGCUUGGCGGUUUUUCACCGUCUUCUCGUUAGAAGGUGUUUUCACUGUUACGAAAAAGAAAGCAGCGCGCGAGAAAAUCAGCGCACAAUAAAAGGCAGUGCGUGCCCCGAGCAACCGCUCUCCCCCGGAUUUGGAAUGGCAUUGCUUUAACACGUGCCUGUGAGCAGCCGUUUGCAAGAUUGCUUUUCAAUUCUACACAUGUGAAGAACUACUUGCCAGAGAGUAAGUCCUUAUUGGGUAUUUUGUUCUGAUCUCUGAUUCACUCAGAUGGACCAGUCCCCUCAGUCCUACAUGCUUGCCAAUCUGACACAUCCGCAUUCUGAACAGUUGCUGCAGGGAUUGAAUCUUCUUCGACAACAUCGUGAACUUUGUGACAUUGUCCUCAGGGUUGGUGAUGUCAAGAUCCAUGCCCACAAGGUGGUGCUGGCUAGCAUCAGCCCAUACUUCAAAGCCAUGUUUACUGGAAACCUUUCAGAGAAUGAAAACUCUGAAGUUGAAUUUCAGUGCAUAGAUGAGACUGCUUUGCAGGCUAUUGUAGAGUAUGCAUACACAGGAACUAUAUUCAUUUCGCAAGAUACAGUAGAAUCUCUCCUGCCAGCUGCAAACUUGCUUCAAAUCAAACUAGUUCUAAAAGAAUGUUGUACAUUCCUUGAAAGUCAGCUUGAUCCUGGCAAUUGCAUUGGUAUUUCUCGGUUUGCUGAAACGUAUGGUUGUCAUGACUUGUACCUUGCUGCCAACAAGUACAUUUGUCAGAAUUUUGAAGAUGUAUGCAAGACUGAAGAAUUUUUUGAGUUGAACCACACAGAGUUGGAUGAAAUAAUCUCAAAUGACUGCCUGAAUGUUGUGACGGAGGAAUCUGUUUUUUAUGCAUUAGAGUCAUGGAUUAAAUAUGAUGUGCAAGAAAGACAAAAAUACCUAGCACAGUUGUUGCACUGUGUUCGACUGCCAUUAUUAAGUGUAAAAUUUCUGACAAGAUUAUAUGAAGCAAAUCAGCUAAUUCGUGAUGAGCAUACCUGCAAGCACCUUCUAAAUGAAGCCCUUAAAUAUCAUUUUAUGCCAGAGCACAGAUUUUCCCAUCAGACUGAGUUAUUGACACGACCACGUUGUGCCCCCAAAGUACUUUGUGCUGUUGGUGGAAAAACUGGAUUGUUCGCAACAUUAGACAGUGUGGAAAUGUAUUUCCCUCAGACAGACUCCUGGACAGGUCUGGCACCACUCAGUAGCCCACGUUAUGAGUGCGGAGUUGCUGUUGUUGAUCAAAAACUUUAUGUGGUAGGAGGAAUUGCAACCCAUAUUCAACAAGGAAUCAAUUAUCGAAAGCAUGAGAAUUUGGUGGAAGGUUGGAAUCCAGAGACCAACAAAUGGACAUCAGUAGAACGAAUGAAUGAAUGCCGAAGCACUCUUGGAGUGUCUGUUUUAGCCGGUGAACUCUAUGCAUUAGGUGGUUAUGAUGGAGAAAAUUAUUUGCAGUCUGUGGAAAAAUACAUUCCUAAAAUCAAAAAAUGGCAGCCUGUUGCACCUAUGUUGAAAAGCCGAAGUUGUUUUGCAGCUGCAGUUUUGGAUGGAAUGAUAUAUGCUAUAGGAGGAUAUGGUCCUGCCCACAUGAACAGUGUGGAGCGUUAUGAUCCAAGCAAAGAUUCCUGGGAGAUGGUAGCUCCAAUGGCUGAUAAAAGAAUUAACUUUGGCGUUGGUGCAAUGCUUGGAUUCAUCUUUGUUGUUGGUGGACACAAUGGUGUAUCACACUUGCAAAGUGUUGAGAGAUAUGAACCCCAUCAAAAUCAGUGGACUUUGUGUAGACCAAUGAAUGAUCCAAGAACAGGAGUUGGUGCGGCCAUUGUAGAUAAUUACCUCUAUGUGGUGGGAGGUCAUUCAGGGUCAUCGUACCUGAACAUGGUACAGAGGUAUGACCCAACCCUGGAUACUUGGUCAGAUUCUACUGGUAUGUUAUCAUGUCGGUGCAACUUUGGGCUGGCUGCAUUUUGAUCGUGCUUUGACUUAUGA
Mobula hypostoma (lesser devil ray) is the source of this 2268-nucleotide messenger RNA. RefSeq names its product kelch-like protein 28. The coding region runs from base 535 to 2250 and encodes 571 amino acids. NCBI's taxonomy places the organism in Eukaryota, Metazoa, Chordata, Chondrichthyes, Myliobatiformes, Myliobatidae. Gene Ontology annotation, molecular function: protein binding. The transcript is spliced from 7 exons. The record is from RefSeq and is a predicted model, not a curated record.